AUGGAUUCUAGCAUGAAUGGCCACUUACCUCAAGAGAGAUUUGGUGAUGAAGAAGUACCUUUAAUACUUUUGAGUUCAGACCUUGAUCGCCGCCAGCGAGCCAAAGCACUGAGUCAGCUGUCUCACCAGUCGCAAGGCAGUAAUGUCUAUGACAUAGGACAUGAUGAGGUAUCCGUAACUAUGACAACGACGUCUAAACAAAAAAUGUACUUUUCUUUUCUACUUUCGUGUGCAUGCACUAAAAUGGGAAAUAAGAUAAAUAAUUUAAAGUCAUGAAGGAGUUAUCUCCACGGAUCUAUUCUACAACCUGAACGAAUCUUAAAAUUAGGGACAUCUUGCAGUCAGGACGUCAACGCCAAGGGAGACAUCGAAUCAAUAAAUGAAUUGAUAUUUUUAGAAUUUCGCGAAUGGCUGGACUUGUUAAUUUUCUCGAGAGGGAGCAGAGUUGAGUUUCAAAUAAAAACUUUCGCUAUCGUGCUCAGAAUACGCAAAUUUUAGUGAUUUCACAUCACCUGGGUUAGCAAAUGCCUUCUUUGCAAGUCUUUCCUCGACAAUUCUCCAACUUUAAGAACUGCUGUCCGUUUCUGUAAAUAAGCCUUGUGAACAGGUCAAGAUCAAAUUUUUUUAACGGAAAGGCCUUUAGCAUAAAGCAGCCAUAGAAUUUCGCCUCCAUUUCUUUGUACUAAAGCCUUGGUUUUAUUGUUUUGCUUUGUUUUGUUAUUUGUUUAUUUAUUUGUUUAUCUGCUAUGUUGUUCUGAAGAUAUUAAUCUGUUGGAUAAGUUAGGAAGAAGUCCACUUCACAAUGCCAUAUUGGGACGUCACGUGAAGAUCAUGGAAAUGCUCUUUGGGGCUGGGGCCAAAAUAUAUCUUCUGGAUGAGAGCCAAGAUUCACCGCUUCACACCGCAGUUCGAACUGGAGACGAGAACUUUGUCAGAGUACGUCUUGUCACUUUAUAAGUCGAUCAGUCAAACAAAGCACAAUCAAAUCAAAUCAGUUAAUUAAACACAAGGCAGAUGGGUUAAUUUUAAAUUGCUUAAUCAGUAAAGCCUACCUCGAUUUACGAUUAAAAUUUCAGACUUUACUCCGAUUUGGUCGAUGUGAUGCAAACAUCAGAGGACAUAGUUCAGGAACCGCUCUUCACAUCGCUGCUGAUAUGGUGAAAGUGGCCAUAUGCAGGAUAUUGGUUAGUAUUAUUAAUUAUCUCACACAUAUUGAACGAACGACUGUGAAAAUACAUCGUUUGUCCAAUCAGAAACACGAGCCAUAGUACUUCAUAAAAGAGGGCAACAAAUGGCCUCCAAUCUUUGAAAUGUGUCGGUCAGCAGCACGAAUGAAAUAAAAGGAUCAUACUAUGGAAAGAACAUGGACGAUUUUUAAAUUUUUUUUCAUGCGCUACAAUCUCUAUUUCUCCCUUAAAUUUUUCUUUCAUGAAAGCCCUUCUACAAUGACGCACACCUUGCGGACCUCAAUAUCUAAACGUUUUAUCCUCUCUGCUUGAGAGGGACUUUAAAGAAUCGAUGGCAAUGUUUGAGAAGAAGUCAGUCUCCCUGAUCUGUUUGUCCAGGCAAGUCAACUUCUCGAAGCGAAUAAGAUUUUUUUAAUAUUCGACGAGCUAUCUCAAAAAAAACUCACCAUCUUUCUUAUUGUGCGUAUAAAGUUGAUGAAGGUAUUUUGGACGUCUCGAGUCUGACCUUGACAGUACAAAGUCUUCAAUUAUGUCCUAAAGUUUAGGUUUUAAAAAUUUUAAAUCGUCAUGCUUCAGGUUGUACAACUUUGUCUGGACAGCGGGGCCAUCAUUCGGCAACCAAAGGUAGAGUAUAUGUUAUCCCACAAUUAGCCAUGAAAAUCUGAAAAACACUUAGGAACAGGCAGAAUCUAGAUACUGUUGAAGAAAAGCGAACCGUUGAUGUACAUCCUAAUAUGCAGUAUAAUUUUACCAAAACAUGUUUAAACGUAAUUAAUUGA
Molecule: messenger RNA, 1966 nt
Organism: Pocillopora meandrina
Lineage: Eukaryota; Metazoa; Cnidaria; Anthozoa; Scleractinia; Pocilloporidae
Source: the annotation of a GenBank genome assembly